Molecule: messenger RNA, 2688 nt
Organism: Gavia stellata (red-throated loon)
Lineage: Eukaryota; Metazoa; Chordata; Aves; Gaviiformes; Gaviidae
Gene: UBE2G2
Product: ubiquitin conjugating enzyme E2 G2
Exons: 6
Coding region: 4-501 (165 amino acids)
Cellular component (GO): cytosol; endoplasmic reticulum
Source: RefSeq, a predicted model, not a curated record
GCCAUGGCGGGGACGGCGCUCAAGCGGUUGAUGGCCGAGUACAAGCAACUGACCCUGAACCCGCCCGAAGGGAUCGUAGCAGGUCCUAUGAAUGAAGAGAACUUCUUUGAGUGGGAAGCUCUGAUUAUGGGUCCUGAAGACACCUGUUUCGAGUAUGGGGUUUUCCCUGCUAUUCUGAGCUUUCCACUCGACUACCCGCUAAGUCCUCCGAAGAUGAGGUUCACGUGCGAGAUGUUCCAUCCGAACAUUUACCCAGACGGGAGAGUUUGCAUCUCUAUUCUCCAUGCUCCUGGGGAUGAUCCCAUGGGAUAUGAGAGCAGCGCUGAGCGGUGGAGUCCCGUGCAGAGCGUGGAAAAGAUCCUCUUGUCGGUUGUUAGCAUGCUGGCAGAGCCAAAUGAUGAAAGCGGAGCCAAUGUAGACGCCUCCAAGAUGUGGCGGGAAGACAGAGAACAAUUUAACAAAAUUGCCAAGCAGAUUGUGCAGAAGUCACUUGGACUUUAAGCUCGCAAAGAGACUGAAGUGUUUUGUAUUUCUCUCCACCUGAAAACGAGCAGUGCUCAGUGCUGGUACCAAAAAGGAAAAAUUUGCAAAACUAUUGGCCUAGUUCUUCUUAUCAUUCGUUAUUUAUUUACCAUCUCUUUUCUUCUUCCACUGCUCCAGAGAAGCCUCUAGUUCACUCACUAAAUCGUGUGGAAAAGGGAUUUAAUACUAGGGGAAAAUACGGAGACAAUGCUCUUUCAAAGGCUGCUUGUUGCUACCUCACUUCAUGGUAUGGAAAGCUUGGAGACUGCAAUCUGCAGCCCAACUUCGUCAAUCUGCUGUUCGAGAACAGAGCUGGUUUGGAUCACCUGCUGGAAGAAUUAGUUGUAUGUUUUUAUAGGUAGCGUUGCACCUGGAGCACCAGUAGGCAGGAAAUAAUCUAUCGAUUUCAUGAUAAUCGCUAAGUCAAGGGCAGCAUUUGCAGUCAGAAGUGAUUUGAAGAGUAUAGUUAGCAAGAGAGGCUAUAAAAGAGGGUUAUAGUCAGGAUACGUUAGCAAAGAAAGGGAUUGUGCAGCAUGUAACUUUAAGAGACGAUCUAAGGAGUUGUUGUCAGUGACUGGCUGGGGGUCUAGAAUGGGCUGAUGUUCCCAUGUAACGCUGUGAGUUUGUCUGGAGCCUUUGAGUCAGUGUUUGCUUGGAAGAAAUCCUGAGAGCUACUUCAUUACUCCUUAAAGACACUCAGUCGUAAACUUUACAUUCAGUUAGAGGUGCAAGAUGUAAAGACUGGAUUCUUAAACGCUUUGGUCAGGUUCACCAUGGGCGAGGUAGGUUAUUGGCAGCCUGAAAAUCCAGUGAGAAUGCGUCUGCUCUGCUGGACAUGUAAAAUAUCUCUCCAAUAACGUCAGCUCCUCUUCUGUUGACGUUUGAGUGUUGAGAGGAUUAUUCGGGUGUUGAGACGAUUAGGCGCUGCUGGCCUUUGCCGUUAUAGCCCAGGUCUCCCGUUUUUUCAGGUGAACGAGCGAAGAUGAACGUGAUGCAUUUUGUAAAAUUAACUGUAACACUUCUUUAUGCGGACUGCUUUUGUGUAUUUAAAUCUGAGUCAGAGAAGACACCGACCGUGUUUUCCAGAGGAUGGUACGACGCAUGUUUAGAACUGCAGAGUAUUGCAGCCGACCGCUGGUGUGGAGGGUGCGGGACAUACCAGCUGCAAUGAUCAGUUUGUAAAACUGCUUAGGGGCCACUGGUGAGCUUUGUGCUUUGCAAGCGCACCUCUUGUGUAGGUCCAAAUCUUUUCCAAUUUACUACAAGCAAUAACAUGCCCAUUGAUAGCACAUGGAAUCAAAUUUUGUUGGCAGCUUUAAACGGGCUAAAUUUGAGAAGGGCUCUUUUUUUUUUUUCUGUGAAAAGCGUGUGACACGGAAGGAGUCGCACGGUGGAGAAAGCUUUAUGGAGGUGAUUGUGUGCAUGCGCGCGUGUACAACUCGUCAGUAUUUAAGUCUUGCUGUCCGUGCUGCAUAAUCACGUGUUGCAGAUCGCAGUAUGCCAUCGUUCUGCACUUCUGAAGAGUUUAUAUUGCUACAACUUGCUGAUUUUUACCUCCUUGUAGAAGUAAUUCUUCUUGCUUUGGUGUAAGGGUGGGAGGGGGACCUGUCAUAGUUUGGGGGCAGAGAUGAUGAAAUAGUGUUGUACCUAACUAGUAUUUCAGGGUAUACAGGAAAAUGUAGCACUUGUAUGCGAACUGGGAGCGUUUUUUGAAUUGUAGUAGAUGGAGCGUUGCUCCUGGGAGCACUGCAGCCGCUUUUGGAAACAAUGCUGGAGAGCUGUGAGCGCCCCAUGGCAAACGAUGGAUUCAGCAGACGUGGUAAAAGCAGGCUUUUUUUCAAGUGCGGAGUAUUUUAUUCAUGUGUGCUCACUUAUUGUCUUUAUUUCAUGGUGGGAUUUAGUUUGUAUACUGAAAAUAAAGUGAUUAUAUUUUCUCCUUUCAUAGAUGUAUGCACAUGUAUUGCAGUGGGUGUUUUAUAUGGGUAACGAACUGCUCAAGAGAGUCUAAUUCUGGCUUGGUCCAAAGGAGUGGAAGAGUUUAUUCUAACUCAGUUAAGGCGCAGGGGAUGCUUUAGAGGAGUGGAAGAGUUGAUAUACUUGCUUGGGCUUUCCAGGCAAGUGUCUUGUCUCUAAUGAUGCCAAUGACUUGAUAAUUCAAAGAAAACU